Molecule: messenger RNA, 1533 nt
Organism: Fusarium odoratissimum NRRL 54006
Lineage: Eukaryota; Fungi; Ascomycota; Sordariomycetes; Hypocreales; Nectriaceae
Exons: 3
Coding region: 1-1533 (510 amino acids)
Source: RefSeq, a predicted model, not a curated record
AUGAAGCGUUCCUAUCACGCUGAACGAGAACCUGCCAACCGCCCACCCAUCACCAAGGCAGGCCGGCCUCCCGAGCCCUCCUACAGUCCAGGAUCAGAAAAGCCUCAUAGGAGCAAUUCCAGAUCUUCAAGACAUUCAAAUCACUCCAGGCGUCGCUCUGUGGAGAUGUCGGAAGCAGAAAAAACCAUCGACGAUCUUGUGAAAAGACCAUCUUCUCAGGGCGUAUAUCAGCGUCUCAAAAAUAAGUUCUCGUCGUUAACACAGCAACCAUCUAUGAACAAUGCAGUCAAGAACCCUGAGAGUCCUGGGAGAGGAUCUAUCAACUCAAUUCAGAAGUCAGUCGAACUAAACGUACCCAAUGGACCACGAAGUCCCAGGUCCCCCGUUUGGGAACCAAGCCAACUUGCCACUCAACCAAAUGGCACUGCACAUACAUUCCCUGUCGAUGGCCAAGACCCCCAGGACAAUUUCCAGAUAACACCAAGCGUUCAAAGCCCUUCAUCCGAGCUACCAACUGAGAGUCCUGAUGUCAAUAGAGUUUGUACACCAAAGGAUUUUCAAUUCGAACAAUCCGAGGAACUCCAGCCUGCUUCACCAGCUCACCAAACCCAGGUCAUGGCUGCAUCUCGUGAUGAGAACAUCUCUUACGGGCAGAACGAUCUAGCGAUGGCUCUCAAAGAGCAACUGGGGGUUAUCAACGACCUCAUCGCCCAAAAAGAGUCUCUUUCUCAGCAAUUGGAAGCCGAGCGGCAACAGCGCCAGAAAGACCUUGCCUACUGGAGAAACCGCACCAGCGAAGCCGCAAGCAAGAGUGCCAAUCUUGUUCCUGGGAUGCCUCUUAGUCAGCCAGACACCGAGCUCCGCAACGAGUGGCGGAACCUGGCCUUUGACGUGAGGAAUUUUGUGGAUAACCACUUUAAGAACGUGAGCACUAACAAACUUGAGGCUUGGGGGAAAGAGAACGGGGAUUGGCUUCGAAAGAUUACCCCGACCUAUCAACAAGUCGUGGGGGGGAAGCGGUCAGGUCUUGCUAUGGUUGAGGCGGCUGUUUGGCAUGGCCUCUGCAGGGCGGUGUUUGGGGGCGUCAGGGACAAUAGUCCCAUGCUCUGGGCUGGCGCGUAUCAAAGGAGCCUGAGAAUAUUACUUAAUGAACUUCAGCAAGACCAAAGGCAGAAAAAUUCCGAACAGUUUACUCCUCUGUUCCAUCAGUGGGGUGCUCUUACAGCCAAUCUGAUAGAAACACUUCGAACGUCUGAACAUCACUGCCAACGGGUUCAUCCUGUAGUCCAAGAGCUAGAAGAUCUAUUCUUUGCCUGCCGUUCUGCCGGCGUGAUGUACAAAUCCGACACAUAUCGGCGGGACUUGCGGGCACUGGUCACAAAAGCUAUCAGGUUUGACUUCAGCCUGUCUGGUCAAACGACUAAGUAUUUCAUUGGUUGGCCGCUGUCUGGUCGAUCCAAUGUGCCAUUUGAUCAGAACACAAUGCAAGUGUCACAACGAAGUCCCCAGUCAACCAGGAAUACAGGGCGAUAG